ACCGGUUUGGGUGAAACCGAGCCGCUUAUAAAAUGAUGUACGCUCUCGAAUAAUCCGGACGGCCGCAUAAAAUCGCAUUUGGAUUUGGCUCCGCUCCACUCGGCUCCUCCUCCUCUUCCUCUUCCUCUUCCUCGGCGAUUUUUUUUUUUCUUUUUUUCCCGAUUCAUGGUCGUUGAUCAUGGCCUCCGCCGUAGUCAACAACGUCGCCAUCUCCCCCGAGGGUUUCCUCCCCUCCUACGGUUGGCUCAGCCCUAGGGUUUCCUUCAGCCGCGACCUCUCCCCCUCCUCCGCCGCCGACGCUACGGCGGCGCCGUCGCCGGAGACGCCGGAUCUCGAGGCCUCCGCGGGGGAGAUGGAGUUCAUCGACUUCGAGUUCCGGCUGGAGGAUCCCGUCGCCAUGCUCCCCGCCGACGAGCUCUUUGCCGACGGGAAGCUCGUCCCGCUCAGGCUCGCGGCGGCGCCAACGCCCCCCGCGGCGGCGGAGCAGGCGGCGAACGCCGCGGCGGUCGGGGAGGUCGGGGCGGCGCCGGAGCUCCUCGGGCUCCGGAGGUCGAGGACCACCCCCACGAAGCCCGAUCGCGACAAGCCCUCGUCCUCUCCCUCCGCCGCCGCCUCCCGAAGCCCUAACCCUAACCCUAACCCUAACCCUAAUCCCAGCCCUGGCGCCAGCAGGUCCCUGAAGCACCUCCUCCACCGCGGCGCGGCCGCGAGGUCGGGGGGCGCGAUCGAGCCCUCCCUGAGCCUCCCGCUCCUCCGCGACUCCGACUCCGAGUCGCUCUCCAUCUCCUCGCGCCUCUCCCUCUCCUCCUCCUCCUCCUCCGGGGGCCCCGACCACGACGACCUCCCCCGCCUCUCCCUCGACUCCGACAAGCCCCCGCGCGUCCGCCUCCUCCGCCCC
Molecule: messenger RNA, 898 nt
Organism: Ananas comosus (pineapple)
Lineage: Eukaryota; Viridiplantae; Streptophyta; Magnoliopsida; Poales; Bromeliaceae
Product: predicted GPI-anchored protein 58
Exons: 1
Source: RefSeq, a predicted model, not a curated record